Stegastes partitus (bicolor damselfish) is the source of this 947-nucleotide messenger RNA. It is a transcript of the gene pgam2, whose product is annotated as phosphoglycerate mutase 2 (muscle). Gene Ontology annotation, molecular function: intramolecular phosphotransferase activity. The transcript is spliced from 3 exons. Bases 99 to 866 code for a protein of 255 amino acids. Gene Ontology annotation, biological process: glycolytic process. NCBI's taxonomy places the organism in Eukaryota, Metazoa, Chordata, Actinopteri, Pomacentridae. The record is from RefSeq and is a predicted model, not a curated record.
UUUGGUAUGCUGGUGUGGGCUCACUGUUGGUCAGCCAGUGUGUGUGUGUACAACUUAGAAGGGCUGAGGGCUCUGUGUGUGGAAAAACACGAUUAAACAUGACUGCCGUCCACCGUCUGGUUAUCGUCCGCCACGGCGAGAGCGCCUGGAACCAGGAGAACCGCUUCUGCGGCUGGUUCGAUGCCGACCUCAGCGAGAAGGGCGUGGAGGAGGCCAAGCGCGGCGCCCAGGCUGUCAAGGAUGCAGGCAUGAAGUUUGACGUGUGCUACACAUCCGUGCUGAAGCGUGCAGUCAAGACCCUGUGGACCAUCAUGGAGGGAACGGACCAGAUGUGGGUGCCCGUGAUUCGCACCUGGCGUCUGAACGAGCGCCACUACGGAGGCCUCACCGGGCUCAACAAGGCGGAGACGGCCGCCAAGCACGGCGAGGAGCAGGUGAAGAUCUGGCGCCGUUCCUUUGACAUCCCACCUCCACCCAUGGAGAACGACCACCCUUACCACAAAGUCAUCAGCGAGUCUCGGCGCUACAAGAACCUGAAGCCCGGUGAGCUGCCCACAUGUGAGUCACUGAAGGACACCAUCGCCCGUGCCCUGCCUUUCUGGAACGAAGUCAUCGCUCCUGAAAUCAAAGCCGGCAAGAACGUUAUCAUCGCUGCCCACGGCAACAGCCUCCGUGGCAUCGUCAAGCACUUAGAGGGUAUGUCUGAUGCAGCCAUCAUGGAGCUGAACCUCCCCACAGGAAUCCCAAUCGUCUACGAGCUGGACGCAGACCUGAAGCCCGUGAAGCCCAUGGCGUUCCUCGGCGACGAGGAAACCGUGAAGAAGGCCAUGGAGGCCGUGGCUGCCCAGGGCAAAGUCAAGAAGUAAGCCUGUGUGGAAGCCCCACGAGGAGGCAGAAAAAGACACUGUUACCCCUUCUGUCCUUCAGCCGCUCCCUCCUGUCCGCUC